Letharia columbiana is the source of this 471-nucleotide messenger RNA. RefSeq lists its product as uncharacterized. Bases 1 to 471 code for a protein of 156 amino acids. The record is from RefSeq and is a predicted model, not a curated record. The transcript is spliced from 2 exons. NCBI's taxonomy places the organism in Eukaryota, Fungi, Ascomycota, Lecanoromycetes, Lecanorales, Parmeliaceae.
AUGGACAAUAGCAACGUUGUCGAAGAGAUCGAAGCAUUUGAUCUAAUAUUACCCCCGAAAUCUCAUCACAUUCAAGACGGGUUCUUCCCGGCUGACUCCCAAGAUCAAUCUGACCAAGGAGGCGCUGACUGGCCAUGGGAUGUCCCGGUCCAAGAAACUGGAGACGACGCAAUCUACGUGUCCAACGGAGUUUUUUCCCUAUGUGCAACUUCACUGGCAAUUUUGCGCGCAGGCGAUGACUACGACGUGCAACUCGCUUAUGCGCCGGCCGAAUGGCCAAAUCAUGUCUGGUGGUGGACGAGCGGAACGAAGGGGGAACUUAUUCAGGAGGCGGGGAAUAGGGGUUCAGAAGGGCCGGUGCCGCUGACCAUCAAAAGCGAAGAGCAGAUCUUUGCGGUCAAACGGGGCGGGAUGCGCAACUUUGUGCGGGUGGACAGGGUGAAGAGUCCGGUUCUGAGGGUUUGGGGGUGA